GGAGGCUGUGCCGUGUGAGAGUGGGAGAUUUUGUUUAUGACAGAUCAGACAUUUGUGAGAUAGAGAUUGUUGUGCAGAGAUGACUAUGGUAUGCCUGACAGAUUUUGAGGAGUAUGCUAAGGAGCAUCUAUCAAAGGCAACCUGGGAUUAUUAUGCAUCUGGAGCUGAUGAAUGCUGCACCAGAGAUGACAAUCUACUGGCUUACAAAAGGAUCCGUCUGAGGCCUCGUAUCCUGAGGGACGUGUCAGCGAGCAACACUCGGACCACAGUGCAAGGGACAGAAAUCAGUUUUCCAGUUGGUAUUGCACCUACUGCGUUUCACUGCCUGGCCUGGCACGAAGGGGAGGUGGCUACAGCUCGUGCCACUGAGGCACUCAACACCUGCUACAUCACCAGCACCUACUCCACUUGCUCAGUGGAGGAGAUCGCAGCAGCAGCGCCAAAUGGUUAUCGCUGGUUUCAGCUUUAUGUGUACCGGGACCGGAAACUGUCAGAGCAGAUUGUGCACCGUGUAGAGGUGCUGGGCUAUAAGGCCCUGGUCCUCACUGUUGAUGUCCCCUACACUGGAAAACGUCGUAAUGACAUCCGCAACCAGUUUAAGCUGCCACCACACCUCAAAGUCAAGAAUUUUGAUGGCAUAUUCCAGCAGGAGACUGCAGUCCCAGAUGAGUAUGGGGUCCCAGCCAACACCUUAGACCCCUCCAUCAGCUGGAAGGAUGUCCACUGGCUGCAGUCCAUCACCCACCUGCCCAUCAUCAUCAAGGGCAUUCUGACCAAAGAGGAUGCCAAGCUGGCGGUGGAGCAUGGCGUCCAGGGCAUCAUUGUGUCAAACCAUGGUGGGAGACAGCUGGACGGAGGCCUAGCCUCGAUUGAUGCCCUGCCAGAGAUCGUGGACACAGUGCAGGGCAGGAUUGAGGUCUAUGUGGACGGAGGAAUCAGGACAGGAAGUGAUGUAUUGAAAGCACUUGCCCUGGGAGCCAAGUGUGUUUUUAUUGGCCGUCCUGCAGUGUGGGGCCUUGCAUACAAGGGUGAGGAAGGAGUGAGGGAAGUCCUGCAAAUCUUAAGUGAUGAGUUCCGUCUGUCCAUGGCUUUAUCAGGCUGCAGGAAUGUGGCUGAAAUCAACAGGAACCUCAUUCAACUCUCCAAACUCUAACCUGCCAGCAGAGGGCAGCACUGAGGCGAACAUGGCACCUGGUGAACAGGACCGGGUGCUAAAGCCAAACAAAAGUGAUGACAAGAGAGCCACAGACUGAACCAUCUCAAACUGAGAGAUGUUCACAUCAGAACACAAGACAUGCAAGCAGCUCCCACAAUUUGGAAAUGACGUGUGUCUGACAUCCCACUUGUUUUCAUGCCCGAGUGUACAAGAGAAAGAGAGUCUUGGGAAAGCUGAGGGGUGUUGGCAGAGUUACAGUAUCAAGUGAAUAAUCAAAAUAUUUUUGCUUUUGGAUUGGAAAGGAUGGUGGUACUUAUGAAACCAACAAACCUUUUUUAAUUUUAUUGUAUUGACUGUGACAGAUAAUGACAUACAUGACAGCGUGAACUGCUGCCAGUGUUUGUGGUUGAAUAAACACCUGCUGAGGUGAUGAAGAC
Monopterus albus (swamp eel) is the source of this 1593-nucleotide messenger RNA. RefSeq names its product hydroxyacid oxidase 2 (long chain) (gene hao2). Gene Ontology annotation, biological process: fatty acid alpha-oxidation. Gene Ontology annotation, molecular function: (S)-2-hydroxy-acid oxidase activity; FMN binding. Lineage: Eukaryota; Metazoa; Chordata; Actinopteri; Synbranchiformes; Synbranchidae. Bases 80 to 1153 code for a protein of 357 amino acids. The transcript has 8 exons. The record is from RefSeq and is a predicted model, not a curated record. Gene Ontology annotation, cellular component: peroxisomal matrix.